AUGAUUAUCAAGCCUGUUCCAUGUCUUAAAGACAAUUACGCCUAUCUUUUAUUGGACCAAAAGUCAAAGCAAGCUGCUGCUGUGGACCCUGUUGAACCUGAUCAUGUUUUAAAGGCUUUGGAAGCGUACCCAGAUUACAAGCUGUCCAUGGUCCUCACUACCCAUCAUCAUUGGGAUCAUGCUGGCGGAAACCCCAAAUUGCUGAAAACACAUCCUGUCACUUGCUACGGUGGAUCAGAUCAAGUGGAUGGCGUGACCCACAUCGUCAAGGACAAGGAUACCAUCCAGCUAGGCGAUUUGACCAUCAAAGCACUUGCUACAAGUGGUCAUACCAUGGAUCACAUGUGCUACUACAUUGAACACGAACAAGACCGUGCCGUCUUCACUGGCGAUUGUCUUUUCAGCAGUGGCUCAGGACGCAUGUUUGAAGGGUCUCCUGACAACAUGUGGAACGCCAUGACCCAAUUGCUACAAUUGCCUGACGAUACCAAGGUGUAUUUCGGCCAUGAAUAUACUGUCAGCAACCUCAAGUUUGCACAACAUGUGGAGAAAGACAAUCAAGAUAUCAAGGACAAGAUGACAUGGGCUCAACAAACAAAAUGCACGACACCAUCGACCAUUGCCAACGAGAAACUGACCAACCCCUUCUUGAGGGUUAAUUUGCCUAAAGUCGCCAAGUUGAUUACAGAUGAUGAAAAUGCAUCAGUUAGUGAAGUUUGGGGAAAAUUGCGCAAAAUGAAGGACCAUUUUUAG
This is a messenger RNA of Mucor velutinosus, 753 nucleotides long. RefSeq lists its product as uncharacterized. Lineage: Eukaryota; Fungi; Mucoromycota; Mucoromycetes; Mucorales; Mucoraceae. The record is from RefSeq and is a predicted model, not a curated record. Gene Ontology annotation, molecular function: hydroxyacylglutathione hydrolase activity. Bases 1 to 753 code for a protein of 250 amino acids. The transcript has 4 exons.